AUGUGCCUUCGCAGAGCAGUUAUACCUAGAAAUGACAGUGGCAGUUUUAAUCUCUUGCUUUCUGGAGUUUACCUAACUGCACAGGUGAAUACUUUUAAAGACUCUUCAGGUCGCCCGUCCGUGCUUCUUUCGGCUUGUCAAUCUGUUGUGAAAAAUGCUAAACUCCAUUUGAGUGGGGGUGCCAGCUGGUUCUACAACCUUUUCGCUGGGUUUUUAGAAGAGCCAAUCAAACAUAACGUAAAUGAAAAGCUGUGCCCAAGAGUGAAUGAAGCUCUUGCUAUCCUCCAAAGAGAAUUAGACACAUUUCAAGUUAUUUCCCAACUUGAUGCAAAAAAUGAAAUUGAUUACUCUCUUGUACAUCCUCCACGGGUAGAGAAGACUCACAUUGAUCUGGAGCUAAAGGGAUCCGUUCACCCUGUUGGAUCAUCUCGGAAUGAUCUCUUUCCAGAAAUCCAUAUAAAUUUACCCAAUGAAAGAACAUCUAUGGUUUAUAUUGGACUGUCGGAAUACUUCUUUAACUCUAUAGGGAAAAACUACUUUACAAUGAAUACUUUAAAGCUGGUUCUCACACAUGAGCAGUUUCCUCAUGCAUUUUGGUUACGAACAGGAGACUAUGGAACAAUCAUUCCAAAGAUAAAGCACCAUUAUCCUCAGUCACAGGCUAUGGAACUAGUAAUAACCGCUACAAAGGCUCCUAUGGUAACCGUGACUCCUCAGAAUAUCACCAUGGAGAUGACUGGACUGUUACAAGGAAUGGUCGUCUUGCCAUAUUUAGUCACCAGCCAAGUAUUUUCUGUCAAUAUGGUAGCAACUCUUAUAGCUGACAAAGUGCAACUCUCAGGCCUGAACCUGGUAGUCUCCUUUGUUGUUGAAAGGUAUAAAUUUCACGAAUUCAAAAGCUCUGUGGGCUAUAUCAAUGUUGCAGAACUAGAGAGUGCCUUGGAUCAUAGCUUGCGAGAAUCUGUGCUACGAGAAAUAAAUGACCGUCUGCAGAAAGGUAUCCCCAUGCCAGCCCUUGGUAAUAUCAGCCUUCAGGAUCCAGCAGUCACAAUUACUCAGGCAAGUAUCAAUGUAAGGCCUUAA
Messenger RNA from Pelobates fuscus (common spadefoot toad), 1083 nucleotides. Its product is annotated as bactericidal permeability-increasing protein-like. Bases 1 to 1083 code for a protein of 360 amino acids. The transcript is spliced from 12 exons. Lineage: Eukaryota; Metazoa; Chordata; Amphibia; Anura; Pelobatidae. The record is from RefSeq and is a predicted model, not a curated record. Gene Ontology annotation, molecular function: lipid binding.